Molecule: messenger RNA, 1926 nt
Organism: Penicillium macrosclerotiorum
Lineage: Eukaryota; Fungi; Ascomycota; Eurotiomycetes; Eurotiales; Aspergillaceae
Gene: tah18
Product: NAPDH-dependent diflavin reductase
Exons: 4
Coding region: 1-1926 (641 amino acids)
Cellular component (GO): cytosol
Molecular function (GO): NADPH-hemoprotein reductase activity; FMN binding; flavin adenine dinucleotide binding
Source: RefSeq, a predicted model, not a curated record
AUGAAUGAGCACGGUUCUGGCCGCCCACGGUCAGCACUUAUUCUCUAUGGUUCCGAGACAGGUAACGCUCAGGAGGUGGCGGAGGAACUGGGCGCUCUAAUGGAGCGGCUGCGUUUCGCGACUCAUGUUUCCGAGUUGAAUCAGUCAAAGCCUGAUGGUCUCCUCUCAUAUACCCUCACUAUAUUCGUUGUCUCUACAACUGGACAAGGUGAUCUCCCUGCGAAUGCACGGGCAUUCUGGAAGUUACUCUUGUUAAAGAAGCUUCCUCCGACGUUUUUGAACGGCGUCAACUUUGCCACAUUUGGUCUUGGGGAUAGCUCGUAUCCAAAGUUCAAUUGGGCAGUACGGAAGCUCUACAAGCGAUUGCUGCAGCUUGGAGCAAAUGAUAUUUAUCCCACAGGGGAAGCCGAUCAACAGCAUCCCGAAGGGCUCGAAGGCACAUUUAUACCAUGGAUGACAGACUUUCGAAAACAUUUGAUGGACAUACACCCCUUGCCUGCCGGUGAACAUCCAAUUCCGGAUGACGUUCAAUUACCACCAAAAUGGAUCCUUCAACCGGUUGAUGGGAGUGAAAUCACUUUGGCUCCGGAGAUAAUAACUUCAAAUUCCACCACACCCAUUGAGUCAAACGAGCACCCUGACUUGCCGCAUCUUGACCAUGAUAUUCGGCCACUCCCUGAUACCCUCACAUCGACGCUAGUCGAGAAUAGACGCGUCACCCCCAAAGGCCACUGGCAAGAUGUCAGACGUAUAUCUCUGACGGUAUCGGAAUCUGUCUCUUAUGUCCCAGGCGACAUGGUCGCCAUCACUCCUAAAACUUCAUCCAGCGAUGUACAAAUUCUGAUCGAACUCAUGGGCUGGAAAGAGCAGGCAGAUAAACCGAUUGCACUUGUUCCCACUGGAGAUACAGAUGCGCCGCCUCCCAUACCUGGUCUUAACUCCUACCCUAGGCUCACUCUACGCUCCCUUCUCAUAGACUACCUCGAUAUCAAGGCAAUUCCUCGCAGAUCAUUUUUUUCGACAAUUGCUCAUUACACAAAUGAUGCAAUGCACAAAGAACGACUAUUUGAAUUCACAAACCCGGAGUAUAUCGACGAACUGUGGGAUUACACGUCGAGACCGCGACGCAGCAUUCUCGAGGUUUUGCACGAAUUCGACUCCGUUAGAAUUCCAUGGCAGCAUGCAGUCUCCGUCUUUCCAGUGAUUCGAGCGCGGCAAUUCAGCAUUGCCAGUGGCGGGGAACGCAAGCGAACAGCUGAUGGAAAGACGCAAUUUGAACUCCUCAUUGCCAUUGUGAAAUACCAAACGGUGAUUAAACGGAUCCGAGAGGGUGUCUGCACAAAAUAUCUGUCCGUCCUCCGCCCGGGCAGCACACUUCGUAUUCAAAUUCAACCGGGGGGACUCAAUUCCUCAGUUCAGCAGCUCACUGCCUCGACCGUCCUCAUCGGACCUGGAACUGGGAUUGCGCCCCUCCGUUCCAUGCUUUGGGAAAAGGCGGCACUGGUUCAAGCUUUCCACGAGCAAAAUCCAGGUGUUGAGCCGCCAGUCGGACCCACGAUCCUGGUUUAUGGCGGCCGGAAUAAGACAGCUGAUUUCUUUUUCGAGGAGGAAUGGGGACAAUUGAGCAAACGCAUUCCUCUCCAGGUGUUGACAGCGUUCUCGCGUGAUCAGCCGCAAAAGAUCUAUGUGCAGGAUUCAAUUCGUCAAAAUUUUGGGCUUUUUUUCCGAAUUCUCCACGACAUGCAGGGAUCUGUGUACAUUUGUGGCUCGUCCGGUCGUAUGCCUCAAGCCGUGCGGGAGGCUCUAAUUGAAGCCUUUGCCAAUGGAGGUACACCCUUGUCCGGGCAGUCAUAUAAUCGGGCCCAGGCGGAGGAAUACUUAAUUGGGAUGGAAAAGAGUGGUAGAUACAAACAGGAGACAUGGUAA